Messenger RNA from Effrenium voratum, 1509 nucleotides. NCBI's taxonomy places the organism in Eukaryota, Dinophyceae, Suessiales, Symbiodiniaceae. The record is from the annotation of a GenBank genome assembly.
AUGGAGCGGCGAUUGAAGAUCGGCCCCAGGGACACCACGCCCAUCCUGCUCGCGAAGAAGCGGCGUGUCCGCAACAAGUUGGAGCAAGCCUUGCAAGGAUGCACCUCGGAGUUUGGCGAGGAGGUCCAAGCGGUGGCGCAAUGCGCAUCCGAACUGCAACAGGAGGAGCUCUCCUUUGACACAGGCUUGCAACCUGCACUUGAAUUCAUGGGCUGCAUGGGCCAGAUGCCUGGUGCCGUUUUCACCCAACUCCGCGGCGAGAUGUCCCACCUUCUGGCACAAGACUUGAAGAGUGGAGCCCGCCCAGCAGCCGAGAAGGUUCUGAGCGACAUGCAGCUUCACGCAUCUUCCGCAAAGGUCGCUGAGUUCCUUCUCGCCACUUUGCACCGGCUCUCUGAGCUCCCGGGCGGUGGCUGGUUGACCGCCUCCUCUGAGAGUGUGAUCCUGCUCCAGCGGCUGGAGAAGCAGGCGGGGUGUGCUGGCAUCCAUGUCCCAGUCCUUCAAAGAGUUGGGGCAGGGUCUGCCGCUCGCCUUGCAGCAGCGCGUGUGGGAGGCAGAUCCGCGGCUCUUCUGGCCAAAGAUUUUGCCCGUGGUGGCGACCUGCGUGCAACGCCUCCGCAGGCAAAUGCAGCCAGACUCGAGCAUGCGGCUGGCGAUGGAGGAGGCCAAGGAAUUGUUCGAUGUGACGGGUCGACGGCCGAUCUUGAUGCAGAACUUGUGGAGAUACCUGAGCCAGCUCUACAAGGAGGCUGCCGCGGAUGGAGCCUUGCGAGCAGCACAGGAAGGAAAGUCUGCUUCAGACUGCCCUGGGCCGCCCGUCUCUCAUGGGGCCGAGCCGCUGCUGAGCACAGUGCGCCGGAGCUGCCUGCUGGCUGCGGUGGACCAGGGCCUUCUGAAGCACAGCGUGGUUGGCCGAUGGGAUGUGAGCGCAGAGACCGGUGGCAAGCAUGUCAGCUACAGGCUCAUGCUAGUUGGUGGCUACGGCGGACGGCUGCAGGGCAAAUCGGAGAGCUGGAGGGUAUCCAUGCAGUGGAAGCGCAGGUGGAGGGAUCCCGGCUGGUCCUGCGGCAGCUGGCCGGCGACGGCAUGGUCUACAAGUGCCACUGCGAUGUCUCAGCCGAUCAGAUGGUCCUGAUGAACGGCCAGUGGGAAUGCUGUAAGUUGAAGGGUUCUGCGGAGGAGAUCAUCGAAGAUGUGAACUCCAUCAAGGGCACCUUCACGGCAAAGCGCCUGGGCGUCGCGCCUUUGGUGGACAGCAGCUUCCGUGAAUGGGAUGACAUGACUCAGUUGCUGGUGGAGACGGGGAAGCUGCAGAAGAACGAAGCCGCAGACGGGAAGGCUUUGAGGCACUGGCACGCGGCGCUGAAGGACCUUCGGACACGGAAGGCGCAUGCAGAAUUGGAGGCUGACCUGUCCUGGCUCUUGGCCGAUCCUUUCGGAGUCCAAGACACGGUGGGCAGCUUGCUGAAGCUGAGUACCUGCCCGGAAGGAGCGCGAGAGCCUGACUGA